AUGGAGCUUAAGACAGAAGACUACAAGGCAGGCGAGGAAGCAAACGGAAGUGGAUGCGAUGGUCUCGAUGCAGGUGAGUUACAUCCACAUAGGGUGGUGCCUGAUACCAGUACCAAUACCAGCUCCAACUCGGAUGAUGCGUCGGCGCAGCUGAGCUCCAACAUGAAGCUAAUCACGACCUCGACUGGGAUCCGUGUCUCCCAAGCGUGCGACCGUUGCAGGGUCAAGAAGACAAAGUGCUCGGGCGACAACCCUUGCUCCAAUUGCGUCAAGGUUGGGGUGCAGUGCAAGACACUGGACAAGUUGACUCGCAGGGCUUUCCCCAAGGGCUACACCGAGAACUUGGAGAAAAAAGUCCAGGCGUUGGAGGAAGAAUUGGCUGCUUUGAAAGAUUCCAACAACACCAACAACAACAACAACAACAACAACAACAACAACAACAACAAAGACGAGGGCUUCAGGCAGAACCAGGCUCCCGGAACCAUCCCGACAACUACAACCACAAACGACAAGGUCAUGUUUCAGUCCAACAACCAGACGGUGCAAAUAAACAACCCCAUCGACCAGAUAUUCAACUUGGACGAUAGGGGCAUCAUUAUUGGCAAUGACAAUUUGAACUUCGAGUCGCAGUUGAACCAUUUGUUGAUCAUUUUGAAUCUACCGUUCUUGAAAAUCACCAAUAGCCACAACUACUUACUAGACGACCCAAACAGCUAUUUGUACAAUCCGGCGUACGCAAAGAGCAACGAGUUCCACAACAAAAACCUCGAUAUGAUCUAUAACCCUUUAACAAGGACAAACUCGCCCGAACCCGGGUUGAACAAGUUGCCGCUAGACAUCUACGACUUGUUCAUCAAGCUCAUCAACAACUUUAAAAACAUAUUCAAGAGCAAAAAGGAGAUGGACACGCAAAUCGUGCUGUAUUUCCUCAACUACAACAUAUUCAUUCCCAUAUUUGACUACCAGCAGUUUAUGGAAAGCUACGAUGCGUUCCACACCAUGUACCCGUUUAUAUUCACCUACGACGAUGCAACAAUCAACGGCUUUAACUUGUCCAACUCCAAUGACUACCAAAUUGUCAACAAGUUUUUGAUGACAAUAAUCCAGAUUUACGCCAUGAUUAUUAUCACAAACCCUACUGUCAACUUGAAUCUUUUGCUCAAUCACUCGGAUCCGCACUAUGUUCUCAACAACAGAGCCGAAAAGUCAAUGGUCAAAUCCUUAUAUGAUUUCUUGCCGUACUUUAACGGUUUCCAGAUUUCAAUACACCAAUUGCAAACUUACUUGCUAUUGUUGUACUACUCCUUGUUGACCAAUAACAAGGAGAAAUCUUUAAUUCUUUCAUCGUUGAUCAACGCGUUUAUCGGUAUCUUGGGCAUCAACUUGAACUCGAAAAAUCUAUUUUUCAACGACUUGUCGCUUAGUCAACAACAAAGGAGGAACCGAGUCAAGAUCUUUUGGAAUUUCAAAGUGCUCCUCAAGUGCUUCAACUUGAAGUUUGGAUUCAAACCGAGUCUCAACACCACGGUUAUCAACCCAGUCACCAUCGACCGGUAUUUCCAGUUGACGCCAGAGAAGCUUUCAUCGCUCCUUGGCGACGACGCCGACGAUCUAUUCAAUAACAUGUUGAAGCCCAGUAUAGAGUUUCUCAACUUGAUGAACAUUAUUAUCCCGUCAUCCUUUUCACCAAACUAUUACCAAUAUCUUAAAAAUGACAAGAAAAAAAAGGAAAAGGAGAAGGAAAGGGAGAACCAGAGCCACAACCACCACCGACUCGACUGGAUUUUGAAUGAGGAUGAUGGAGAUGGAAACGACGGUAAUUUGAACUACAAUUUCAACCAGUUUCUUGUCAUUGACAAAAACUUGGCCAACUGGAGGCUCUCGUUGCAAAACAAGACCUUGUCGCUUGCACCUUUCCACAACAGCAUGGGGUUGCCGAAUCUCCUCAAUAUCUCAACAAACAACCUCUACCACGACAUUACCCGCGAAAGCAUCCCCAAGGAAGUCCUUAUGAACUUUUAUCAGUCGGGCCAGCCCGACAUCUAUACCGCGUCGCAGUUGAUCAAAAUACAGCUAAAUUUCCACUAUAUCCUCAUCAGGUCGAUGAACUACCUCAAUUUCAUCGUUGACAAGGAGCUCAAUCCUCUGUACUACAAGCAAAUUGCAUCCAUCUCGGAAGAAGUUCUUCGCUAUUUUUUGGUCAUAUUUGACCACGUUGGUCGGUCGCAUGAAAAAGUCAACGAACCAAUCGUCUCGUCCAAUUCGAUUGUAAUGGGAAGCGUGGGGCUUGAUGUCGACGAGGACGGCUUUGUGAUUAAUGACUUUUCCGUUAAGCGCAGGCGCACAACUCCUCAGAAAUAUAGUCCCGCUAAGCGGUACCUGAGAGAGAUCCCCAUGUCUCCAUUCAACUCGAUGCUCAAUGGUCUUUCGCUCACCGUGAUCAAUCUCAAGAAAUCCAUAGUCUUGCAGAUGUUGUACUUAUUAAUUUGCCAGAUGAAAUAUUUCAAACAAAACGACUUGAUUGCAAAUGUGAGCAGCUCGUGUUCCUUGUUGAGCAAAUCAGUAGAUUUGUUCAUUGCUGUCUUUGUCAAUUAUAAACUCGGGGUCACUUCCAAAAAGACAAAAGAGGAUGUGCUUUUCCGAAAAUUGAUCAAUGAUGAGUUGAGAACGGAAAUCUUGCAGUUUCAGCUGCAGCAAGCACAGCAGGACUCAGAGGACGAGGACGACGACUUGAGCUCCACCAGUGGCCAUGCAGCCGAAUCCGGGGUGCACUACUACAAGAGUAUCGAUUGGGAUAAUGAAGAUCUAGAUGAAGACCUCAAGUAUCUCAAGAUUUGCAAGUUUAUGAAGUAUAAGACGCACCUCAUCUUGCUGCAGAUUGCCAGCAAUGAAAAAGCUAAAGCCAAGGCUAAGGCUAAAGUUAAAGCUGCAGCAGUGGUUGUGCCAGCCAUGCCGCCGAACGAGCCCGUUCCAUCGGUGAUUAAAGAUGAGCUUGACGUGAAGGAACCGACUGCUACUUCAAUUGUGGAAAGAUUCGAUUUCUUUGGCGACAAUGGAGGCUUGAGUCAUUCUCCUCCUCCUCCUCCUCCUCAUCAUCAUCACCACAGUCAACAUCAACACCAUAAUCAUCAACAUCAACAUCACCAACACCAACAUCAUCAUAACCAUAGUCAUAAUCAUCACAAUAACAAUAACAAUAACAAUCACAAUCAUAAUCACCACAACCAUCCUCAUCUCAACGGCAAAGACGAUCAAGAUUUUGGAGCCGCGCAGGAUUUGAUAGGUUUAAAGAGGAGCAGUUCUCAGAUCAGGGGUUUCCCCUUUGCAAACAACAUCUCUAAUAAAAAUGUAUAG
This is a messenger RNA of Lodderomyces beijingensis, 3354 nucleotides long. Lineage: Eukaryota; Fungi; Ascomycota; Pichiomycetes; Serinales; Debaryomycetaceae. The record is from the annotation of a GenBank genome assembly.